AUGGAAGAAAGUAGUUCAGGGUGCAAUCCAACUCCCUUCCAAACCUACCACCACCAUCCCAUUGCACUUGCACUUGCACCACACAUCACCUCCUUUCCCAACACCACCCAGUAUCAGAGGAGAAAAAAUAAAGCAAGAAUGUCAGAUCCUUCUCUAUCCCGCAAGAUCCGUCUUCGAAUCGUCACCAAAUCCCCGCUUCCCGAACUGCAUUUCCUUGCGCCGUUCAAUUACGAUGAUGGUUCCCAUGCUUUCCAGAAGCUGCAGCGCUCUGUAUACUCUCAUUUGAAAUCCAGAGGUGGUGAGGGUGCGGGAAUGGAGCGGUGGCGGAACGAGCAGUUGGUAUUUAUGAUGGAUACUUUCGAGGUGCCAUUUGAUGAUCCGGAGCUUUUGAGGGAUGGUGAUUUGGUUGACGUUCAUCUCAAUCCUCAGUCGAUUAGAAGGGUUUGUGAGGGAGGAGAUCAUGCUGAUCAGGGUGGCGAAGCAGAGGAGGAGGAAGAGGAGGAGGAGGAGGAGGAAGAGGAGGAGGAGGAGGAGGAGGAGGAAGAGGAGGAGGAGGGGGAAGGGCUAGAUGCAGAAGAAAGGGAAGCAGUGCUAGAAGCUAAGCGUAUUGCAGCUAUACUUGGUGUUGGGAUGCAGAGUAUUGCUCAAGAGGAUGAAGAGGUAGUGACCAAGGCGAGGCUGGGACAGGUUGAUGAUUUGCCUCGGAUGCCCAAUUCUUCUUGCCUGGGGCCAUCUAAGCUUGCGAAAGUUCUACCAUCGUUUCCAACAAUGUCAGCAAUACCAAUGCCUCCACCAAGCGGCGUUGGAGGAGGAGGAGGAGGAGCAGCAGCAGCAUUAGCAGCUUUCGAAACGAGACGCAAACAAAUGCAACUUCAACCACCAAUACGAAACGCUCUCCCGGGACCUUCCAGGAAGAGAGCUCGCUCAGAACCGUCUUCUUCUUGCUCUUGCUCUGGCUCUGGCUCUGGCUCUGGCUCUUGCUCUUCUUCCAGCAGCUCCAACUCCAGCUCUGCUUCUAGCUCCGACUCGGACUCUUGCUCCAGCAGCACCUCUUCCUCAAGCAGCGAUACAGGAUCGGAUUCAAUCCACUCGUCCCACUCAGCUCCGUCUGAGCAUCACACUGUAACAGAUCGAAACGGUUUCCAUGCCAACACACACAGCUCACAGCAAGAGCAGAACCUAGUCCCGCCCGGCUUGGGCACCAACCGCACAAAAAGACGCAACGCAAUCAGGCGCGCAAAGGUUCGACUCGAACGCCAAGCUGAGAACGUAGACAACUUUCUCAAGGCUCGUCAACGAGCUGCUCAGCGCGAGCUGAUCUGCGUUCAGGACGGCGAAGCGAUGGGCAAGAUGCAGGGCUCCUCUUCUUGCCUCUUUGCUUCUGCGGGUUCGGGUUUGCGUUUGCCGCAUGGAGGAGCAAGUCUCGAUCUAACUACAGUAGAGAUGGAGAAAGGGAUCAAGAGAAAGAGAGACCAGACACCAUCUUCGCUAUUAAGACCAGCACAACCAACAUUGGAGACAGCGGAACAAGGGAAAUCGCCAUAUGCGGGAAAAGUGCCCGAGAAUCUCGUCGUUAGCCAUGUUGAUUGUCAAGGAUACUACGAUCAGGAGGUGGAGAGGUUGCAAGCUGAAACCAUGUAUCGUGAUAAGGGAGAAGGGAGGAGGAAGCCGGUCGAGGGAAAAGGAAAGCCUGGUGUAAUGCAGGUCGAGGAUAGGAAUACAAAGCUUGCUUUUCUCCUGCAUUAUGGCUUGCCUGAUGAAGAGCAACAUGGGCCACGCAAGAAAGCUCGAUUGGAGCCGAGCCAAGAAGCUAUCACUCUCAACACAGACACUCGUUGUGCUUUAGCUAGCUCUGAAGUCGAAGCGUCAGCUAACUCCACCAACACUUGCUCCUCAAGCGAUGAAGCAACACACUCUAUCCGCAACUCAGCUCUUAACUCCAACCAGGCGCACACAGACUGCGACGUAGUUUGGAAGCGAAUCAAAUGCAAAUACACACCUUCGCAACUUGCUUCACUCGAGCCUACUUCUGCUAUCGAAAGUCAUAACAGAUGGCAACUCGUCCAUAAAGCACAUGCACUCUUAGUACGUUCCAUAGCCAUCCACCCACUCACAAAAUCUCCCGAGAUAAUGAACAGUGUCUCAGUAGUAACGCAAGCCGAGUUCGGAACAACACAUGCUACCCUCCAAACUCUAGGUCCUCUACUCCAACGUUCACAAUGGGAGGAGUAUCAACUUCAAUCUGAACAAUGGCAGUCGAACGAACAGAGACUAUUUUGGCCCUUGCAUCUUUAA
This is a messenger RNA of Ustilago hordei, 2295 nucleotides long. RefSeq lists its product as uncharacterized. The record is from RefSeq and is a predicted model, not a curated record. NCBI's taxonomy places the organism in Eukaryota, Fungi, Basidiomycota, Ustilaginomycetes, Ustilaginales, Ustilaginaceae. Gene Ontology annotation, cellular component: Cajal body. The coding region runs from base 1 to 2295 and encodes 764 amino acids. Gene Ontology annotation, biological process: spliceosomal snRNP assembly. Gene Ontology annotation, molecular function: U2 snRNA binding; U1 snRNA binding. The transcript has a single exon.